UAUGCUACAGCCCUCGCGGGGUCGCCUCGCAACAACGAUUUCCUUGUGUUUUGUUUUCACGAAGACACUGCUACUAUUAUCUCGAGGAGACACCAAACGAUACAAUUUUCCGCAGGUCUUUUUUUUCUUGCCUGUCAGAAUUAACGUUUGUGUGUUGAUGUACCCGUUCACAUCUUGUUUUGUUGGGUGCCCGUUCGUGACAGGCGAAACUAACUAGCUAGGCUCUGGCUUGCUAGUCAGUUAGCCAAGUGUCAAGACGGAUCCAGCUGACUGAACUGAACCUCACAUAAUACGACUGUACGAAACCCAUCUGAUCCGUCUCAGAAGAAAGAAAAUGUCGAUCAAACACGUGUCAUGUUAAUUUAAACACUUCUGUCGGUUCGGAGCGGGUUCUGUUAUUACGCGGCUAACGUUAGCUGGUUAGCUGACUUUAACAGCCGUGUUACUGGUGUCGUACGCCUUAACAACUGCUUAACUUAUUUGUUUUGAUCGGGUUGUGUUGGAGAAAUGGGUUCAAUUCUUAGUCGAAGAAUCGCUGGUGUUGAGGACAUCGACAUCCAGGCUAAUUCAGCGUACAGAUAUCCCCCAAAAUCAGGAAACUAUUUUGCAAGCCACUUUUUCAUGGGAGGAGAGAAGUUUGACACCCCUCAUCCAGAGGGUUACCUUUUCGGGGAGAACAUGGAUCUCAACUUUCUUGGUAACCGCCCAGUGCAGUUUCCCUAUGUUACUCCAGCACCUCAUGAGCCAGUCAAGACUUUGAGAAGUCUUGUCAACAUCAGAAAAGACUCGUUACGAUUAGUCAGGUAUAAAGAUGAUGCUGAUACUCCUACUGAUGAAGGCAUAAAACCGAGGGCCUUAUAUGGAGUGGAGUUCACCUUUGACUCAGAUGCGCGAGUGGCCAUCACCAUCUACUGCCAGGCUUUUGAGGAGUUCUCCAAUGGGAUGGCAAUGUACAGCCCCAAAACCCCUGCAUUGGUCUCUGAAACCGUAUAUUACAAAAGAGGGGUUAGCCAGCAGUUUACCCUGCCAUCCUUCAAGAUUGAUUUCUCUGAAUGGAAGGAAGAAGAUCUUAACUUUGAUUUGGACAGAGGUGUUUUUCCCAUGGUGAUUCAGGCUGUGGUCGAUGAAGGAGAUGAUUGUUUGGGACAUGCGCAUGUACUACUGGCAGCAUUUGAAAGACAUGUCGAUGGCAGUUUCUCAGUGAAACCAUUGAAGCAGAAACAAAUAGUGGAUCGUGUUAGUUACUUGUUACAGGAGAUUUAUGGAAUUGAGAACAAGAACAAUCAAGAGACAAAGCCAUCCGACGAUGAAAACAGUGACAACAGCAAUGAGUGUGUGGUGUGUCUGUCGGAUCUGCGGGACACUCUGAUUUUACCUUGUAGGCACUUGUGUUUGUGUAACUCUUGUGCUGAUACUCUACGCUACCAGGCCAACAAUUGCCCGAUCUGCCGACUACCAUUUCGAGCCCUUCUUCAGAUCCGAGCUGUAAGAAAGAAGCCUGGAGCACUUUCUCCUGUUUCCUUCAGCCCAGUGUUAGCGCAGAGCAUGGACCAUGAUGAGCACUCAAGCUCAGACUCCGUUCCCCCUGGCUUUGAGCCCAUCUCCCUGCUGGAGGCUUUGAACGGUCUUGGUGCCGUGUCCCCUGGCAUUCCUUCUGCGCCUCUGUAUGACGAGAUCAACUUCUCUGGGAGCCUGAGUGGAGAGAGCCGGCAACUCAGUUCGCCUGACCACUCUGGAGACAGUGCCGGACAGAAGAGCAAAGUCAGCAAGUCACCAGACAGCACUCUACGCUCUCCAUCAUCACCCAUUCAGGAGGAGGAUGAAGAAAAACUGUCUGAGAUGUCUGAUGCACAAGCUCAUAUGCUGCUGUCCAGCAGUCCCGCCCCCACUGAGGGUACGGCUGGGGAGGACGCCCCUGAUUCACUCUCUCCUGAAGAUGAGGAUGGACUGAAUUUGGAGGAUGAGGCCAUGAAUGACUGUAGCAGCGAGCACAGCAGCUAUACCAAAACUGAAAGUGACCCACCUGGAGACCUUUCCCUCCCUGCUCUAGGUCCUGAUUCCUGCUCUAUUGGUAUGGAAGAGUAACUGGAUUGUCUGGCUCAACUGAAAGUCUGAACACUCAGAGUACCUGGUGCUCCAGCCAGCCUCUCCUCGGUCCCUCAAGCCAUUUUCACAUGGACGAUGAAGAACUGGAUAUUUAACCAUCUCCUCUGAAGACUAUGUACAUCCCGACAUUAACUUUCCUUUAAUGUCAUCACAUUGCAGUUUGAUGCACUCCCAUUCCAGUAUCCAACUUUUAUUAUAUGAGUGACUCCAGUUUCAGUCCUUUUGUUUUUGAACAUAACUGGCUGAGGCUGAUGAGAUUUGUUCUGGUUGUCUGUUAUAUUUCUUUGUGCUUGAUUUUAGGGCUCUAUUUCAUCAAGUUGCCUACUUAAUUCACUCAAAAGUGAUCACCCUCACAUUAUUCAAACCAUGCAUUAUUUUCUUUCUUCCAUGAUUUAGAAUGUCCAAGCUUCUUUUAUCCAUAUUUUGAAAGUGGAUGGUGAUUUGAUAAGCUCCAUAAAGCACUGUAAAAUAAAAUAUCAUUAGUCUGUACUACAUAUCAAUAUGCUAUAUAUUAUUCUUCUGAAGCCAUACAGUAUGAUUUGUGUGAUAAACUCUAAACCAAACUCCGUCUAAUAAUAUUCCCCUCAGUUAAACAAACAAACAAAAAAAGCCUUUAUGGACUAUUUUUAUCAAACUUUUGAAGCUUCGCCAUCCAUCUUUUCAUGGUAAAAGACACAAUAUAUGGUUAUAAUGACAUGAAGGUGAAUAAACAGUGAUAAUUUUCCAUGGUAGAAGGAUGUUGCAGGUGCAUCUAUGGUUCCAAAAGGCAUAUUUUAAGAGCAUAGUUGAGGAGGUUGAGGGAGCAGAACGCCAUCUCAAUGCUUGGUUAUGUGAUACUUAAUAUAGACCUUUGAUCUGGACUAUAUUAUAACACUUAUUAACAUACAGCAGGUUUAUAGACAAAGCACAUUUAAAUAAAAACUCAUUUCAGGAUAUCUCUAAGACUAAACAAAAGUGGUGACUCGAUAAAUUAAACUCAUUAGUAAAUAAUACAGAAAUAUAACUGCAUUUGAAAUGUUUUUAGUAAGUGCUUAAAUGUCCUGAACUUAUUUUUUGUGUGCUGCCUGAAGACAGUCAGAAAACACCUCGGAAUAUAUACAUUCAUGAUUUCAGAUGUAAUAUUUAUAGUGAUCAGAUAAUGUUGAAAAUGGUUGACUUGUCAGUUUAAUGACAAAAAUAUUGUGUGGUCUAACAGUGCUUUAAAUGUGCUUGCUUGUUCAGCUAUUUAUGCUCUUUAAAACUUUAAGGACUAAAAAAAGCCAUGAUGGACUCUAUGUACCUCUUUAUUUGCUAUAUAAAUAUUGUUGAAGUAUUAAGUACUUCAACAUGUGAAGGCAUUCCUUUCAUGUGUCGGUUCAGAUGUUAUUUAAUCGCUUUAGCGUUGUAAAUAUUUGGCAGGUUGGUUGUAUUUCUUCACAGCAGGACCUUGUAUUUUUAAGAAAGGAAAGAACAGCUCAAUGAACAAGUCACAAGAAGCAUGAAAUCUCAUUGUUCUCCUCAAACAUGCAGAUAUGCCGUGUCUUGUAGCAUUAUGCACAGAGGUUUAUGUGCCUUUAAAAAACAAAGCAAAUGUUGCUAUAGCUUUUGCUCAUAGCUGUGCUGUUCAUCUUUAAAGCUGUAACCUUUAACCUUGAUUUACAUUUAUGGAUUACAUGUGUGGCUACUUAUUUGUUAUGUCCAUUUUGAAGAGCAGAUCAUUUUAAAUUGAUAUUAAGAAGGUAAUGUAUUGCUUAUACUGAACAUGAAUACAAAUAAACUUUGUAAUGCUAUGAUACAUGAUUUUUGUUUAGUAUCAAUAUUUAGCAAUUUAUCAGUAUUUUAUCUGUUAAUACUAACUAAGCUGCUCUGUUUAUGUAUUUUAAACAAAUGUAAAAAGAAAUGUUCUGAUUAUGAAUGGUGUUGAGUUAAUUGCUUAAAGCUUUGCAUGAUAAUAUUUAUGUAUGGAAUAUGCAUAUUAUUUUAUUUCCUCAGAUAAUGUGCCAUUUUAAUUAAAUAUUCCACUGUGCCUUCUUGUUCCUCACUUGUGGGAAGUGAAUUUAAAGCAUACUUUUAAAAAAGAAAACUAAUUCUGGAAGUAAUACUUUAAGACUUCAUAUUUCAUACAUCAUUGUGUACUGUAUUAUGGAACAACUGUUGUAUUUAAAUUGAAUGAGUUCUGUAUCCUAAAUGUGAAAUUGAAACCUUUCA
Molecule: messenger RNA, 4293 nt
Organism: Ctenopharyngodon idella (grass carp)
Lineage: Eukaryota; Metazoa; Chordata; Actinopteri; Cypriniformes; Xenocyprididae
Gene: mgrn1b
Product: mahogunin, ring finger 1b
Exons: 17
Coding region: 508-2085 (525 amino acids)
Biological process (GO): protein ubiquitination; negative regulation of G protein-coupled receptor signaling pathway; endosome to lysosome transport
Cellular component (GO): nucleus; cytoplasm; early endosome
Molecular function (GO): ubiquitin protein ligase activity
Source: RefSeq, a predicted model, not a curated record